AUUGUAUCGCCCUCAUAGUCUCGAACGAAACGCGUUCUGUGGCGUACGCGUCGCGAAUUAUAUCGAUACAAUCGACACGAACAUCGAUAACAUAACAAUAAUAAUCGUUAAGUUUUUAUUUACUUGUAAACGAGUGACAUCGAUUAGUAGUCAAAGUAAUUGAAAAUCGUUAGAAUAGUGUUGCUAACAUUUGAGAUUUUUGAAUAACUUUAAAGUUUAUCUAAAGGUGAAGAGUGAAUGUGCAUGGUUCAUCAAUAUUGAUACGAAUUUAAGAGUAAAAGAGUAUAGGAGUAACAGCAAAAGUUCACAUAGCAAACAAUAGUGAUGCAAAUCUGAGUGCUAAUAUCGAGGUGCGUGAAAAGUGUCGACAUGGGUCGCGGACAGUAUUCGUUGGUGUGCGCAACACUAGUCUCCCUUCUGAUUGCGCUGGCUCAGUCCGGCGCGCUGGUGAAGAGUCCGGCCACGAGGUUCACGUGUCAAGGCCGCGCGUCCGGCUACUACGCGGACGUCGACACCGGUUGUCAGGUGUACCACAUGUGCGAUGGCCUGGGCCGGCAGUUCAGCUAUUCGUGUCCGAACACCACGCUGUUCCAGCAACGCAUGCUGGUCUGUGAUCACUGGUACAUGGUCAACUGCACCAACUCUGAGAGUGACUAUGACGCCAACCUGCUUAUUGGUCAAAGGGACAAGCCGUUCGUGUCGGACGCGGACAUGCGCCAGCGGACUCCUCGCCCGGACAUCCUGUCCGUGCCUCCCAACAGCAACUACUACGAUGGGCUGAAAGAAGCGGAAACUAAGUUCCCAUUCCACCCGGAUAACAGUAUCGUGGGGAUUUCGGAAUCGAUCUCAAGCGGAAGUGACGACUUGGAUAGUGAUAAGCGCUACUACAGACCGCCUACCUCAUGGUCGAUGAAGACUAAGAGACCAGACCCUGUCACCGUCGACACUAAUGAAGAUAGCUUUAACUUUAACAACAGAAAACCGAAGAGACCAUCCGUCACCGACAGUGCCUCAAAUGAAAACCACUUCAAAUUUGACGUGAAUAAUGAAUCAACGUUCAAACCGUCUUUGAAUUCCGACACUAAAAAAGAAAUAGUUUUCCAUCAACCCGAACGUGAACAAACGUAUGAAGCAAACAAAGUCAGACCAAACGUAAAAAUUCCUCCUCCGUCCAGGGAAUUAGUUGCUCCCUUACCACCAGCAAGUGACAGCGAAUCCGAAGAAUAUGAAAUCGACGUGAGAGUCAAAACACAAGACCCCGUCUACAACUUCAUAAAACGCUUCGACCCAAACUCCCCAGAUUCAAUUAAAACAACCAUGACGCGAUCAGAAAUUAUAGACCUAAACAAACAUUUACCAGAUGCUCAAGUCAGUUCAGAAGAAGAUAGAAUUCCGCGCAAUAAUAAAAACUUUGGUAACAAUUUCAAUGUUCUACAAAGCGAUAAGAAAAAAGGGUCGACUGAUGGUACUAGAUUUGAAAAAGUAAAUGUCAAAACGAACCCAGAAUUAAAUACUGAAUCAAAUGUUAAUUCAGUACCGGAACCAGCUAAAGAACUUUUACCUCCGAAAAAUGAUUUUACUCCAUUGGCGUCUACGACCAUGGGACCACCAAUUUACUACGAAUGGAAAUGGGCUGUGCCAGCGUUUGAUUUGGAACCUCCUAAACCGAGCAAUGAGACUACAAUAAACGCUACGAACCCUGUGAAGCCAAGCAAAAGACCUUUCAGCGAUCACACUACGACUACCCCCAAACCUAUAGACAUAAAACCAAGUAACACAGAGUAUAACACAAGUUCGUACUUCGUACCAGACUUUGUGUUUCCCUUAGACAGUCCCCAUCCAGGGUACGAUGAUGACUCUGCCCAGACAUCCUUCCAAGUGGAAGUUUCUAGACCUGGAAGAGCAAGUUACGGGGAGAACCCCGCUUGCCCCCAGUGCCAUCCUGCGUAUCUUAUCCCUGGUACUUGCGAACCGUGCAUUGUCAGACGGUAACAUUAACAUCUAGGAAUUACAAUAAAUUCAGUUUAUAGCCAUUCAGAUUAUAACGAUUGACAUUUUGUUGUAAAAUGGAAAUCGGUUUUGUUGAUUAAAGAUGAUCGCAUACUAGAGACAACCCGUUACAGAAGCACAUGCAUGAAAUUGCGAAUGACGUCACCCACAUUUUUUGCGUUUCUGACACGGUCUUGACGUGAGCUUCUAGUUCUAAUGCCUUUCAUUAUUAGUACAUAGUUGGCAA
Maniola jurtina (meadow brown) is the source of this 2236-nucleotide messenger RNA. RefSeq lists its product as uncharacterized. The transcript is spliced from 6 exons. Gene Ontology annotation, molecular function: chitin binding. Gene Ontology annotation, cellular component: extracellular region. Bases 370 to 1992 code for a protein of 540 amino acids. NCBI's taxonomy places the organism in Eukaryota, Metazoa, Arthropoda, Insecta, Lepidoptera, Nymphalidae. The record is from RefSeq and is a predicted model, not a curated record.